Molecule: messenger RNA, 822 nt
Organism: Lingula anatina
Lineage: Eukaryota; Metazoa; Brachiopoda; Lingulata; Lingulida; Lingulidae
Biological process (GO): endoplasmic reticulum to Golgi vesicle-mediated transport; endosomal transport
Cellular component (GO): endoplasmic reticulum membrane; late endosome membrane; Golgi apparatus
Source: RefSeq, a predicted model, not a curated record
AUGUGCUCCCAAGCUGGACACAACGACAGAGUCAGCGUGCAACUGACAAUGACAAGCGUUGAUAUGUUUGAGGAUCUGGGAUCAAGAAAAAUCAAUGCAACCGACCCAAGACUAUUGGAAUACCUUCGCGAUAAAUGGAUUUUUGCACCUUCCAGACGUCCAUACAACUUGGACAAUCCAGAAAAAGAACACAUGUCUCAGAUAGGGCAAUCCCAGGUGGUUGAUAAACUGUUGAAGCAGAGAAAGAAUGGUUUUUUUGUUGAGGCUGGAGCAUCCGAUGGCGAGAAAUUCUCGAACUCGCUAUUUUUCGAGAGAUUCCGAAACUGGAGCGGAGUCCUCGUAGAAGCGAACCCUUUAAGUUUUCAUACAUUGUCCAAGAAACACAGGAAAGCGUUUACCAUAAACUCGUGCCUGUCACUGAGCCCGCACCCAGAUCGUGUAGAAUUUACAAUGGCCAGUAGCCUAGGCGGUAUUACCCAAGAGGCCUACAACAUUCCAUCAAGUGAGGUAAGUCUCAUUAGUGGCAGAAGCUUGGUGCAGUGUUUCUCAAUACACUCCAUUCUGGGCGCGCUUUGUGUCAACCACGUGGACUACUUUUCUUUGGACGUCGAGGGGGCUGAGGUGGAGAUUCUCCGGACGUUCCCCUGGAAAGACAUCACGGUGGACAUAUGGUCAAUUGAAUACGCGGUUCAUGGAGGGGGGAAAGACACUCCUAAGCGUCUACUAGCUAUCAGGGAUAUUUUCCAGAAGACCGGUGCGUACGAAGAGAUAGGUUUGGAAAAAAGGCAGGAUGUGCUAUUUGCUCGAAAAGAGAUACUGUAA